Clarias gariepinus (North African catfish) is the source of this 2313-nucleotide messenger RNA. RefSeq names its product solute carrier family 5 member 11 (gene slc5a11). Lineage: Eukaryota; Metazoa; Chordata; Actinopteri; Siluriformes; Clariidae. Gene Ontology annotation, biological process: transmembrane transport. The coding region runs from base 106 to 2106 and encodes 666 amino acids. The record is from RefSeq and is a predicted model, not a curated record. Gene Ontology annotation, molecular function: D-glucose:sodium symporter activity. The transcript is spliced from 16 exons. Gene Ontology annotation, cellular component: plasma membrane.
AGACACCGGUGACAAUUUUACAAAUGUCUAGAGAGUGUGUACUGUAGCUCCACGAUCAGGAAGGAAAACUCGUUUGCGUGAGAAAUACACUCGACCUUUGACCUCAUGGCUAGUACUGAGAUCCCCAGUGUCUCCCCUACACCAACAGACGGGGUCUCAAAGCCACCAAACACUCUGACUGCAGCUGAUAUUGCAGUACUUGCUAUAUAUUUCAUAUUGAUUCUGGCAGUGGGACUAUGGUCUAUGUGGAAAACCAAAAGAAGCACAGUUGAUGGAUAUUUCCUAGCAGGCAAAAACAUGACUUGGUGGCCGGUGGGCACGUCUCUAUUUGCUAGUAACGUGGGCAGUGGGCACUUCAUUGGUCUGGCUGGAUCAGCAGCUGCAGCAGGCAUCGGUCCAACUGCGUAUGAGUGGAAUGGGAUGAUGGUGGUUCUGCUUCUAGGCUGGGUUUUCCUCCCUAUCUACAUAGCUGCUGGGGUGACAACUAUGCCAGAGUAUCUUCAAAAGAGAUUUGGAGGCAGAAGAAUACAGAUAUUUAUUGCUAUAUUGUAUUUAUUUAUUUACAUCUUCACAAAAAUAUCGGUGGAUAUGUACGCAGGAGCGGUGUUCAUUCAGCAGGCUCUGGGCUGGAAUAUUUAUCUUGCUGUCAUUCUUCUCCUUGUCAUUACUGCUCUCUAUACAGUAGCAGGUGGUCUUGCAGCCGUCAUCUACACUGAUGCUGCUCAGACUGUCAUCAUGCUGAUUGGGGCCCUGACACUUAUGGGCUUUAGUUUUGUGGAGGUCGGGGGCUGGCAGGCCAUUUUAGAUGGGUACAGCAAUGCCAUUCCCGCAAUUAGAGUCCCAAACACCACUUGUGGGAUCCCUCGCGAGGACGCCUUCCACAUUUUCCGGGAUCCUGUGACCUCUGACCUUCCCUGGCCAGGGGUGGUGCUGGGAAUGUCAAUCCCCUCCAUUUGGUACUGGUGUUCAGAUCAGGUUAUAGUGCAGCGAUCACUGGCUGCUAAGAACCUGCUGCAUGCUAAAGGAGGCUCUUUGCUGGCUUCCUACCUUAAGGUCCUGCCCUUCUUCAUGAUGGUGUUGCCAGGCAUGAUCAGUCGAAUCCUCUAUCCAGAUGAGGUUGGCUGUGCAGACCCUAAAGUUUGUGAGCAGGUUUGUGGGAAUUCUGUGGGUUGCUCAGACAUUGCCUACGCCAAACUGGUUAUGACCCUCCUUCCAGCAGGUCUGCGCGGUCUAAUGAUGGCCGUAAUGAUAGCUGCUCUCAUGUCAUCGCUGACCUCCAUCUUUAACAGCUCCAGCACCCUGUUCACCAUGGACUUAUGGAGAUAUUUCCGCCGUGCUGCCUCAGAGUGGGAGCUCAUGAUCGUAGGCAGAGUGUUUGUCCUGGUCUUGGUGGUGGUGUCUGUGCUAUGGAUCCCCCUGGUUCAGGCCAGUCAGGGUGGCCAGCUCUUCAUCUACAUCCAAUCUAUUAGCACCUACCUGCAACCGCCUGUCAGUGUGGUGUUCAUGGCAGGCUGCUUUUUGAGAAGGACAAACGAGAAGGGAGCAUUCUGGGGUUUGGUGCUGGGGCUGCUGGUCGGCAUUGUGAGGAUGAUCCUGGAUUUUGUCUAUCCUGUACCACAGUGCUACGAGACAGACACCAGGCCUGAUAUUAUUAAAUACAUACACUAUCUGUAUUUCUCAAUCAUCUUGUCCCUGCUAACACUUGCUGUGGUGGUGUGUGUCAGCCUGGCCACAGAGAAACCCACAGAAGAACAGGUAAGUCGGCUGACGUGGUUUACACGGUUUGAUCCUGUGAAAAGCAGUGAGGCCAGGACAGAAGUUGGAACCUUUACCAUCAAUAACAGCUUACAUCAAGAAGAUGGAAAUUUGAAAGACCACACAAAUGACUCGAGUACACGCCAUGCAGAGACACCCUCGAAGCUAAAGUCCACUCUGCUCUGGCUCUGUGGGAUGGAGAAGGAUUCAGAAGGAAAGCGUCCUCCUCAAACACAGCCUGAGGUGUUAGCGUGCUCCCUGGAGGAAGAGCCCUGUAUGAGACAUGUGGUAAAUGCCAACCUCAUUAUCUGCCUGUCAGUGGCAGUGUUUCUUUUUGCCUACUGGGCAUGACAGUCCUCGACUGUUAGCAAAGACUGCAGAAGAUGAAGAAGCAAAGGGUUACGUUUGUUGUAUUUAUACACAACAAUGAAGCAUUUUUACAAGCCUCACUGGGAUCCAGACGAAAUGUUCUUAAUUGUAGAAUUCAUUCUAAGCUAAUCUUUGUUUUUAUUAGUUACUAUUUAAUAAACACUUUAAAAUAAACCAACACAGCUCAAA